Messenger RNA from Triticum aestivum (bread wheat), 1528 nucleotides. RefSeq names its product extensin-like. Lineage: Eukaryota; Viridiplantae; Streptophyta; Magnoliopsida; Poales; Poaceae. The record is from RefSeq and is a predicted model, not a curated record. Gene Ontology annotation, molecular function: cysteine-type endopeptidase inhibitor activity. The transcript is spliced from 2 exons. Bases 154 to 1341 code for a protein of 395 amino acids.
CCACCACUAGCUCCAGCCACCCCACCAACACCUCCAUCUAAUCCCCCUGUUACGCCUCCAUCCUACGAACCUAAUGAUGAAUCGCCACCACCUACAUUAAAUUCCCCUGCCAUUCCCUCACCACCUCCAUCAAGCCCAACUGUGGCACCUCCUAUGAACCCGACUAAUGAUCAGCCUCCUCCACCAUCGUCGUCAUUUAGCCCCCCACCAAUAGCUCCAACUACUCAACCACCUCCCUCUAGCCCACCUGCUACACCUCCAACAGACUCAACUGAUGAGGAACCUCCUACAUCACCACCAGCAUCCAGUCCACCAGCAACUCUAUCAAGUCCUCCACCACCGUCAUCGAGUACACCACCGGCUCCAUCCAUCACCACACCACCUUUGGCUAGUCCCCCUGCUACACCUCCAACGUACCAAGCCAAUGACCAGUCCCCUCCACCUCCACCAUCAUAUAGUCCUCCGCCAUCAGCUUUAGCUAGUCCUCCACCACCAUCACCACUGAGUCCACCAGCAAUAGCACCAACCACUAGCGCACCUCCUCCAUCUACUCCCCCAUCGCCUAUGUCUAGUCCACCAGCAACACCUCCAACAGACUCAACUGAUGAGCAAACUCCACCACCACCACCAUCUAGUCCACCAGUAGCUCUAUCAAGUCCUCCACCACCAUCAUCGAGUACACCACCGGUUCCAUCCAUUGCCACACCACCUUUGUCUAGUCCCCCUGCUACACCUCCAGCGUACCAAGCUGAUGACCAAUCCCCUCCACCUCCACCAUCAUAUAGUCCACCACUGACAGCUUUAGCUAGUCCUCCACCACCACCAUUGAGUCCACCAGCGAUAGCACCAACUACUAGCGUACCUCCUCCAUCUACUUCACCAUUGCCUAUGUCUAGUCCACCGGCAACACCUCCGGCGUACCAAGUUAACCAACCACCACCGCCACCACAAUUUAGUCCCCCUGCCACACCUCCGACCUAUCAAGGUAAUGCCCCACCACCGGCAUCGGCACCAGCACCACUUAGUCCCUCAGCAACAGCACCGCCACCUGGUGCCCCUACUGGCAAUAGAUGGGUGCAAGUUCAGAACUUUCAUGAUGCCCUAUACUGGCAAAUCGGGCGCUUUGUGGUGUUCAAGUUGGUAAACAAGAAGGACAACUCCCUUGUUGAUGUGCUAUAUGUGAGCAUGCAACCCGCUGGAAAGGGCAACAACUACUUUCUUGUGAUAAAAGUAGCAGAUGGAUAUAAGAAGGUCGGCAAGUAUCAUGUGCUCCUAUGGGGUGUGCCUGGGUCACCAGAUGAAGAAUGGAAAGUAUAUUGGCUCAAAUUUGUAGGAUACUAAGCACAUGGUGGAAACAAGAUUAUCCAGCUGUCGACCAUGCAUGGCAUUUCUAGGGAGAAGAUAUAUAGACAUUUUGUGGUCAACGUGCGCCUGCAUGGAUUAGUUGAUCUUUGUAGCUUUGAGGGGCUUGAUAUCCAACUAUAUGUUCUGAUUUCAGUGAUAAAUUUAUGUUUUGUUCUCAUUAAAA